Molecule: messenger RNA, 1535 nt
Organism: Culex pipiens pallens (northern house mosquito)
Lineage: Eukaryota; Metazoa; Arthropoda; Insecta; Diptera; Culicidae
Gene: Ref1
Product: THO complex subunit 4
Exons: 5
Coding region: 196-1137 (313 amino acids)
Biological process (GO): mRNA export from nucleus
Cellular component (GO): nucleus
Molecular function (GO): mRNA binding
Source: RefSeq, a predicted model, not a curated record
GCGAAAUUUUCUUCACAACGUCUUCAGUCGCCGAACGGUUCACAACUCCGCGUUCCCGUUCCGUACUGGUCGUCAAGCCCAAAUUCGUUCAGAAGGAAAAACCUUGAAUUUUGCUUUAUUUUAGUAAAAUUUAUCAAUUUGCGUCGCGUCGCGUUCAAUUUCGGGAGAAAAAGCAAGUAAAUUAAGCACUUCAAAAUGGUGGACAAAAUCGAGAUGAGCCUGGACGACAUCAUCAAGUCGUCGAAGCCCCAGCGAGGCGCCGGUGGCCGCGGCGGGGUCAACAAGAAUGGUGCCGGUCCUCGGACUGGCGGUGGCCGUGGAGGUCCACCCAGGAACGGAUCCGGUGGUGGCGGAUUCCGUCAGAACCUCAACCGCUCCGGCGGCGGCGGCGGUGGUGGUGGAGUCCUCAAGGGACGCCAGCGCGGCGGAAUUCAGCGGUCGAAAUACGCACGGGGGGAUGUCAACAGCGCCUGGAAGCACGACAUGUACGAGGGAGCGCGCAAGAGCCGGCUGCUGGCCGCGGCCGGGCUCGGCGGUGGACUCGGAGGCGGUGGCCCCGGAGGGCUGGGCAGCACCAAGCUGAUGGUAUCGAACCUGGACUUUGGCGUGUCGGAGUCGGACAUCAACGAGCUGUUUGCGGACUUUGGACCGCUGAAGAGCGCGUCGGUACACUACGACCGGUCCGGACGGUCGCUGGGCACAGCCGACGUCGUCUUUGAGCGGCGCGCGGACGCCAUCAAGGCCAUGAAGCAGUACAACGGCGUUCCCCUGGACGGCCGCCCCAUGAGCAUACAGCUGGCCACGUCGGAGAUUCCGGUGCCGCGGGCACCCCGCCUCGGCGGUUCCAGCGACCGCUCGUCCGGUCUCGCUCCCCGCUCGCCACGAUCUCCGCGGUCUCCGGGACGGCGCCAGGGAGGCGGCCGUGGUGACGGUGGCAGCAGCCGAGAUCGCUCAGCGACGCUCCAUCCCAAGAAGCACAUCGAAAUCACGUUUUCCGUUGAUUUGCAAAAUUUUCACGUUCGGAAACAGCAGCCAGUCGAAUCAGCGCCGCGGCGGUGGCGGCGGAGGUCCCCGCCGGCAGCAGCGCGAAACCAAGACGGCCGAGGAGCUGGACGCCGAACUGGACGCGUACACUAAGGACAUGAAGUAGGGAGGAGAAACAGAAAAAAACCAAGCUUUAUCCUGCCCCCAAAACAGUGGCCGGCAUUUUGCAACGUGACCUCUAAACAAAAUUUUCUAGUGGUUAAUCGUUUAGCGUGUAAGGAACUCACCUCCCUUAACAAAAGAAAAGAAGAAAAAAAAAAAACAUCAACCCCUUCACAAAAGUAACCACGCGCGCGCGGUGUGUAAAUAAGUGCGGUGACUUGAACCACCAACUCGGAGAGAGCCAGCAGCCCCUCGGUCAGAAGACGCUAGGUUACACUCAAACCUAGCCAGGACAACGACGAAAGUGGUUUUUAGAUUCUUAAUAAUUUAAACUGUUUCACUAGUGGAAUAAAAACGCAGAGAAAAGCGCGUGACGAUUGAUCUUACAA